Messenger RNA from Echinococcus granulosus, 1953 nucleotides. RefSeq names its product Fibroblast growth factor receptor. Bases 1 to 1953 code for a protein of 650 amino acids. Gene Ontology annotation, molecular function: ATP binding; transmembrane receptor protein tyrosine kinase activity. The transcript has 12 exons. Lineage: Eukaryota; Metazoa; Platyhelminthes; Cestoda; Cyclophyllidea; Taeniidae. Gene Ontology annotation, cellular component: signaling receptor complex. The record is from RefSeq and is a predicted model, not a curated record. Gene Ontology annotation, biological process: positive regulation of kinase activity; protein phosphorylation; multicellular organism development.
AUGGCCAAUCGACUGACUAACUCGCGCCCACACACGCACCUGCGUCUAUACUCCCUCAAGGUCAUCGAGUGGCUAAGCUUAGUGCGAAGCCCGUGUACAAGCAUCUCAACUUCGACUCUCCUCUCCUCUGCAUCAUCGCAUCAACACCCUCCACCCUUCAGUCUUAACGGGCUCGUCUUCAACAUUUCGACGCGCGUUGCAGAGGGUGCUGAGGUGUGUCUCCACUGCGAGUACUUCCUUCGACCACAACCCAAAUACGGUUUCACAAUGAUCAUCUCCUUUUUGGAGGAGGUCAGCUUAACCAGGGCAGAAGUUGCCGCGGCCGCAUCCACUCAAUUUCGAUUCCCUGGCAAUCUUCGGGAAGCUCAUAAAAAGUCUGGUAAAGUGGUGAAUUACGUCUGGCUUAUUUUUGCGUUUGGUGGGCUGCCGAUCUGCCUGUUCCUCAUCUGGUACUGCGCUUGUCGUCCCCAACGAAUGAUUUUCAAGCGUGUGCUCAUCGAGAAGUCUUUGCUCCACUUCGCAGGAGCACCCAUGUCAUCUGGGGGACACCACCUUGCCAAGGUGACGCUGGUGCCCGAGCCGCGUCCUUCCCUUAGAGUCUACAUGAAUGCACUCUACCAGCGGAGAGAGUUGGAUCACUUUUCAGAGGUGGAUGAAAUUUGUGAAGUCGUGAAGAAAGAGAAGGAAAGAGCGAAACUACGCGUGCGUUUUCUGAUGCCCUCUGAUCCAACCUACGAGGUACCCUUUGGUCGCAUGCAGGUCGAGGGGCGUAUUGGUGAGGGUGCCUUUGGCCUUGUCCUCCGCGGAUCUGCUAUGCACCUGCCUGGGGGCAUCAUCGGUCCCCUUCCUGUGGCUAUUAAGACGCUUCGAGGCAGAUUCCAUUUUGAUUCAUCCGAUGCAGACGUGGUCGCCUUCGUGCAGGAAAUUGAAAUGAUGAAAUUCAUCGGCAAACACGAAAACGUGAUUCAGCUCUACGCCACCAGCAACCACAAUGGUCGUCCGGUGAUGAUAAUGGAGUACGCUGCCGAAGGCAGUCUGGUUGACUACCUCCGGAAAAAUCGCUCAUGGCUUGCAACCCAACCACGUCCAAUGACGGAAUUGGUCCUCCUAUGCUUUGCUCGUCAAAUCGCCAAUGGGAUGGUCUACCUCGCCUCCAAGGACAUUGUUCAUCGAGACCUGGCGGCCAGGAAUGUGGUGCUGACGAAGAACCUAGUCGCGAAAGUCGCCGAUUUCGGUCUUACGCGCAAGGUGGAAUUCUACUACCGUAUGAAGGGAAAUGGUCGUGUUCCUCUAAAGUGGAUGGCACCGGAGUCCGUUUUCCAAAAGGUCUUCACAACAAAAUCCGACGUAUGGUCUUUUGGCGUGCUCCUGUGGGAGCUUUUCAGCCUUGGCGAUUCACCAGCAGCCGAUCUUUCAGUCAAUGAGUUCCUCGAGGCUCUGCACCUAGGCCCCUCACACUACACCAAGCCCAAGUAUGCCGAUGAAGAAGUCUUCUCUGGGCUCAUACAGCCCUGCUGGGAGCGCCAACCUGAGUGUCGGCCCGCAUUUACCGACAUCCUCGCUACACUGUCAAAACCAGCCCGCACCGACCUCGUUUUCGCUUUGGUCAGCGAUUUGCUUCCUUUGCCUCUGCGGCUCAUUGUCCUCUUCCCCAAGCCACCAACCGAUUCAAGCCUAGCCCCAGUCACACUGAGGUACGCUUUUUAUUGGCUACGCAGAAGUCUAACCACUUUGCACAUCGCAUUGGUUUGUCAUCGCUACCGUCCCCUGCUCUUCGCGGGCUGGCUGGGGUUAAUGAGACAGCAACAGGCCACGUCCAGCGCCACCGUUUCAGGAUGGGUGCGUGCGGCGGCCCUCGAUGUCACCGCUGUUGCGACCACUUCGUCCCUCGGCGGCAUCGUGGGCACUAUCAUACUGUUUAUCCUCCUCCAUCUCGCCGAGAGGUUCCAGUAG